AUGGCGCCCUUGCCGCCUAGACCCCCACCUCAACGAGCUGGCAUCGGAGCAGGAGGACAGGUGCCGCCACAGUAUGGUGGCCCGCCUCCUCAGCAGCAAUUUCAGUCACCACCGAAUAUGGGUGGAUACGGGGGACCUCCUCCAGCAGGAGGGAUGAUGAUGCCUCCAAAUGGGGCUCCUCCUCCUCCCCAUAUGAUGAACAUGGGGAUGGGCGCUGGCUCACCCUCAGGACCACCUCCGCCGAUGAUGAUGGGAGGCGGACAAGGCCAGCUCCCCGCUGGUCCAAUGCCGAGCAGCGCUGGCGGUGUCCCAGCGCAUACAACCCUGUUCAUCGGCACCAUCUCCGCGGGCGUGUCCGACAUGUGGCUCCAUCAGCUUCUUCAGGCCUGCGGGCAGCUGAGGUCGCUCAAAAGAGUUAAUGCUUCGUUUGGGUUCGCCGAAUUUGUCGACCCAGAAUCGGUGCUGAGGGCCCUGGCGGUGCUUACUGGUCAAGAGCUCCCGCCUCAAGGCGCAGCCAAUGUCGACAAUCCUGCCGCUAAGAAGAAGCUGACUGUCCGAGCGGACGAGAAGACGAGGCAGUUCCUGGACAAGUACGAACAGGAACGCGUGCAGACUGAUAGCGAUGAGUCGAUGGAGCAGACUGCACGGGCAUCGGUCGAAUCGAUCCUUGCGCAGAUGGCCGACCCAGCCAAUUCACACAUGGCCGAAGCCAAGCCGUCGUACGACGUGCCGUCGCACCUCAAAGACCUGCCUCCCGAGGAGCUUCCUGAAGAGCAUCGAGGCAGCGUGCUGAGCGAGAUCGACAAGUUCAGGCAGGCCAGUGCGGCACGAGAGGAGGAAAAAAAGCGGAUGGAGAGGAUCCAGAAGAUGGAGAAGAUGCGACCGGCUGGUGCAGGGGACCCUGGUGCCGCCAAUGGGCGCGGGGACUCGUCCAUGGGCGGGCCAAAUGACAAGCAGAGCUACCUGAGACCGGUCGACUUCGUAGGCGCAUCUUCGUCCCAGCAGCAUUAUCGAGACGAGGAGAGGAAUCUCGGGCCGGACGAACGCGACGAACGCGAAGAGGCCCGGCGGAAAGAGCGAGAGAAGGAAGAGACGGCGCGGGCGGGCGCGGAGAGCGAACGAAGAUACCUCAACCAUGAAAGGCAGCGACUGAGCCACUGGGAGCGGGAGUUGGGCAAAGAAAGGGCGGAAGAGGCGCGCAGAGAGAAGGAGGCAAGCCAUCUUGGCAAGAUCCUGUCGGAGUGGGACCAGGAGAAGGAGGAGGCGCAGGACAUGUUCUACGCGGACCGAUCGCGCUGGAGGAGGAUGAGAGCGUCUCUCAGAGAUCGAGAGAACAAGGCGGACGAGGAGGACGCCAAGUUGGAGGAAGAGGAAAAGGAACAAGCAAGGAUAGAGGCUGAAAGAUUCCUCGAGAGGCAGGCGAAGGAGAUGGCCGAGCUGGCGGAACAACAGCGUGCUGCGGGUAUCCUUGUGCCAGGCGCGACGACACAUGCACCUCUCAAGCUCAACAAAAUUGCCGCGCUCGACGGUGCAUCCAACGCGGGUCCAGGUCCUGGUUUGGCGGCACCCACGACCGGCGUGCUUGGCGAGGCAGAAGACGAAGAUGAAGAGGGCAGAAAACGACGAAGUCGGCUGGCCAAGAUUGAACUCGACGACGACAUCUCGAAGCAGCAACGGGAAGACGCGCUUCGGCAAGAGAAACGUACGAAGUUGGAAGAGGGACUUCCAUCCGACCAAAACGAGCUCCUUGCAUUGGUGCCGAAAUGGGACCACAUUGAUGAGCUCGCCGUCGAGAGAAGCUAUCGCAAGCUCCUCGAUGAGGGUAUCACUGAGAGCGUGGGAGAGCCGGUGCCGGACAUGGUCGAUGAGCUGGUCAAGAAGCUGAGAAAUAGGCCGACAUCGAGAGACCUCGUCAACAUCAUUGAGCCAGUCCUCGAGGAAGAAGCGCCGCCCCUCGUUGCCAAGCUCUGGCGCAUCGUCAUUGCUGACACCUAUUCAGCGGCUGACGGUCUGUAA
Molecule: messenger RNA, 2016 nt
Organism: Acaromyces ingoldii
Lineage: Eukaryota; Fungi; Basidiomycota; Exobasidiomycetes; Exobasidiales; Cryptobasidiaceae
Exons: 4
Coding region: 1-2016 (671 amino acids)
Cellular component (GO): spliceosomal complex
Molecular function (GO): mRNA binding
Source: RefSeq, a predicted model, not a curated record